This is a messenger RNA of Ctenopharyngodon idella (grass carp), 3017 nucleotides long. Its product is annotated as inactive ubiquitin carboxyl-terminal hydrolase 54-like. Gene Ontology annotation, biological process: protein deubiquitination. The coding region runs from base 412 to 2565 and encodes 717 amino acids. The transcript is spliced from 14 exons. The record is from RefSeq and is a predicted model, not a curated record. NCBI's taxonomy places the organism in Eukaryota, Metazoa, Chordata, Actinopteri, Cypriniformes, Xenocyprididae. Gene Ontology annotation, molecular function: cysteine-type deubiquitinase activity.
CGAUCGCACCUCUCUCUCCCAGACAGUUUGUGUCCUCACAUCUCUAUUUCUCACUGUCUUCCGCUCCAUCCUUUUUCCUCUCUGUCUUCCCCGUUACCUCUCAUUCUACUGGGAUCCGGGUCUGAACCUCUGCCGGAGCCGGGACGGCUACUGGAAGUGCUGAAUUCCUGGUCUGCCGAGAAGAUUAAGUGGAGUGGACAGCUGGCAGAUGAUCAGAGUGAGAGUGGCAGCCAGGACUGGCUCAUAUUUAUUGACAGGAUUGGAGGAUUGUACAGAUAUUGGCCGGUCGCUGCGGGACGGGGCCAAGAAGCCUCUGGGCUGUUUUGUGUAAUGUGAAAUCCUGCCCUGAGGGUCCUUUGGCAUCUUGACAUCUUCCGCAGAAGCUUCCGUCAACUGAACACCCACAAGUGCAUGGAGGACUCGUGCAUCUUCUGCGCUCUGAAGAGCAUCUUCGCCCAGUUCCAGUUCAGCAGUGAGAAGGUGCUCCCAUCGGACGCUCUGCGCAGCGCUCUGGCCAAAACCUUCCAAGACGAGCAGCGCUUCCAGCUGGGCAUCAUGGACGACGCGGCUGAGUGUUUCGAGAAUCUCCUGAUGCGGAUCCACUUCCACAUCUCGGAUGAGACCAAGGAGGACAUCUGCACGGCCAAGCACUGCAUCCCACAUCAGAAGUUUGCCAUGACACUUUUCGAACAGUGUGUUUGCAAUAAUUGUGGAGCUACUUCGGAUCCUCUCCCCUUCAUUCAGAUGGUGCACUACAUCUCCACCACCUCUCUCUGCUGCAGUAACCAAGCUGUGCGAAUGCUGGAAUGUAAGGAGAAGCCCACACCCGAUAUGUUUGGAGAGCUUCUCCGCAACGCCAGCACCAUGGGUGACCUGCGAAACUGUCCGAGUAACUGUGGCGAAAUGUUGCGGAUUCGGCGGGUUCUGAUGAACUGCCCGGAGAUCAUCAGCAUCGGCCUGGUGUGGGACUCAGACCACUCUGAUUUGGCUGAAGACGUCAUCCACAGCCUGGGCACGUGCCUGCGGUUGGGUGAUCUGUUCUACCGUGUGACGGAUGAGCGGGCCAAGCAAUCAGAGCUCUACCUUGUGGGCAUGGUUUGCUACUACGGCAAGCAUUACUCUACCUUCUUCUUCCAGACCAAGAUACGCAAGUGGAUGUAUUUCGAUGACGCACAUGUGAAGGAGAUUGGACCCAAAUGGAAGGAUGUGGUGUCGAGAUGUAUAAAAGGCCACUACCAGCCACUCCUGCUGCUGUAUGCUGACCCACGAGGGACGCCCGUGUCAUCGCAGGACAUGCUGGCAGCGCAGUUAGACCUGCAUCACAGCAGCAAGGCUGGCUAUGACAGCGAAGACUCCGGGAGGGAGCCCUCAAUUUCAAGUGACACACGCACAGACUCUUCCACAGACAGCUGCAGCUACAAGCACUCUCGAUCACACCAUGAGUCCAUGGCCUCCCAUUUCUCUUCUGACUCUCAGGGAACUGUGGUGUGUAAUCAGGACAGCAGCGGUUCCCAGAACAGCAUGGACACUGCAGGGGAGGUUCUUAAAGACCAGGCCACUCCCCUUUGUACGCCAAGAACCUCUUCUACUGGCCAUCUGCAGGAUUAUAAAGAGACUGUGAAUAUGAUCCACAGCAGACCCCUCUCAUCGUCCUCUAGUUCAGGGGUGGGUGGCUCGGAGGCUGGUGCGCGGUCCAGGGACUGGGAAGACGAGAGCACCAGCAGUGAGUCCAAGUCCAGCUCCAGUGGAGGGCGCUAUCGGCCCACUUGGAGACCCAGGAGAGAGGCCUUGAACAUUGACAGCAUCUUCAGCCGGGAAAGGCAUCGGCCGGCUGGCUACGCCACGCUCGGGCCCUCCCCGCUGCCGGAAGACCCGAUGUCACCAGUGCACAGCGAGCUGGUCUCAGGAGCUGCUGCGGAGGGGUCAAACAUUCCAGCAGCAGAGACAGGGGGCAUGGGCGAUGGCUCAGGGGGUGUGUCAGAGACAGCAGUGGAGCAUCUACCGAUCCCACCACCUUUAAGAGGCGUAGAACAGCAGCCUCGGCUGAUCCAGAGGAUGGAGAGUGGCUACGAAAGUAGUGAGAGGAACAGCAACAGCCCCAUCAGCAUGGACAUGCCCCUCAGCGACAACCAGAGCACCAGUGCUCACAGGGACAGCAGCAGUAAGAGACCAGUAACUUCUGGGCCCUCCUGGCGCACAGUGCCCAAGUCCAAAAGCAGCAGUGCCAUCCUUCAAGACCUCAAAUCACCCACCUGGAGUAGCCCUCCACUGAGUUUGGGAGAGGGGCGCAGCGAGCUGGAUGAAUUGCAGGAGGAAGUUGCUCGCAGGGCCAGGCAGCAAGAGCUCCAGAGGAAGAAGGAGAAGGAGAGAGAAGCAGCACAGGGCUUCAACCCCAGACCUAGCAAGUUCAUGGACCUGGACGAACUUCAGCACCAGGGGAAGGGGGGCAGUUUUGAGCACUGCCUGGCGGAGGCUGACUCUCUCUUAGAGCAGUCGCUGCGCCUGGAGCAAGCUGGGGACACAGCUACAGCCCUGGCGCUCUCCCACCAUGCUGUGUGUAAGUAAUUCUAACCUGCCUCUGCUUGCUACGCCCAACUCCUACGCUAUCUGCUCGGGUAAUCGUCACUUACCCAAUAUAUGCACUUUCUAGGUCCAUUUUGUAAGAAAGCAGCUCCCAAAACAUUCAUAUUCUUGCAACACGACACAAAUACACUGCCUUCCCUUCCUGCAGCACCCUGUGUGUGUUUGCUUCUGUUUGUCUCUCUGUGUGCUUGUUCUUCUCGCUUAUGUGUGUGGCAUAUUAUUUGUCAUCAUCCAAUCCUUCCUCUAGGGAUGCACUAUAUAUAGGUACUCUAUCAGUUAAUAUUAGAGAAUUUCGUAUUGAUCUUUUUGGUGAAAUUGUCCAUGCUUAUUUUUAUAUUUAGAUUACAUCUACACUACCGGUCAAAAGUUUUUGGAUGGUAAGAUUAUUUAAUGCUUUUAAAAGAAGUCUAUUCUGCUCACCAAGGCUUCAUUUA